CCUCUGUUUUCCAAGUUUUUGCUACAAAAGUCUAAAAGCCACUCAAGAAACAUUGCGAUCUGAGAAAACUGGGGGUUUGAAACAACUUUAGUCACCUUCCUAUUCCAUCAGGAAGUAGGAUUUCCAAAUCGCAGCUCUACAUCGAAGUAAAAGUAGUUUGUACCAGUCCUUGGAGUUUUAUUUUUUCCAUUUGAAGCAACAAGCGUUCAAGUCUCUAUUUUUGCUACAAAAGGAAAAAUCUCUAAAUCAAAAUCUAAGAUCCAGGGAGCGAGACAAAUAACACAAAGAAGUGAAGAUGAACAAAGGAAACUCUUCGGAUGAUGGUCUUCCAAAGUUCUUCAAAGUGUACUUACCUGAUGAAUCCGGAGAUGAUCUCAAAAUACCCAUUUCUUUCAACAGCUUUGUACCAAAGCCCUUUCCUAAAACUGUAACGGUUAGAAGCAUUUCUGGGAGCUCUUGGGAAUUGGCGUUUAGGAAAUGUAGUGGUGAUGAUGUUGAGAGGUUUGUUAUGGUUAAUGGGUGGAAGUUGAUAGCUAAAGAUGAAAAUCUCAAGGGUGGAGAUUUCUUGGAGUUUGAGUUUGACGGCUCUCGGCACUUCAACUUCUGUAUCUACGAGCGUGAGACCAUGUGUAAAAGAAGAAGAAGUUGUUCAGAGCAAAGCCAGGAGAUCAAAGUGGAAUCUGAGAGUGAAGAAGAAACUCGAGCUACUGAUGAGGAUGAUGAUGCCGAUGAUGAUGAUGAGGAUGAUUCUGAUUAUGAUAGUGAUGCUGCUCUUGAGGAAGAAGAUAAUGAUGGUGAUGAGUCUGAUGACAUUUUUGUUGAUGAUGCUGCUGGCGAUGAUCGCCAUCUUCUGGAUGAUCCCGAGAAUCCAUCUUUUACUCUGAGACUGAAUCCGAAGAAGCAAAGCCAAUUGCUCAUCCCAGCUCAAGUCAUAAAAGACUUUGGCUUGCAUUUCCCUGAGAGUAUCACUAUCGUUGAUCCACUAGCGAAAAAAUUCGGGACAUUGGAGAAGCAGAUCAAGAUUCAGACGAAUGGCACUGUGUUUGUCAAGGGGUUUGGCAGUAUCAUCAGAAGAAAUAAUGUGAAGACAACGGAUAAGAUGAUAUGCGAGAUCAUGAAGACGGGUGACAGUAACCUGGUUCAAACAAUGAAGAUCCACAUUCUUCGUGAAUGAUCCGUCAUGUAUCUCUUUAGUUAUCUGUUUCAGUAAGUUUUUAAGUUAAACCAAGACUACUGUGGUUUAUUAAAUUCAUGUAAAAGAGUCUCUAUUUUCUGAAUCCAGUCAGAUCUAUAUAAUGUCUUGUGUUGUUGACUAUACAAAUCUAUCUAUUCCUGUUUUGUGUGGCUGCCUGCAAC
Molecule: messenger RNA, 1356 nt
Organism: Camelina sativa (false flax)
Lineage: Eukaryota; Viridiplantae; Streptophyta; Magnoliopsida; Brassicales; Brassicaceae
Product: B3 domain-containing protein At5g60130-like
Molecular function (GO): DNA binding
Source: RefSeq, a predicted model, not a curated record